AAUAAACACUAACCAUAUUUAAACUUAUCUUUUCAAAAACACAUCAUCAAAUAUAAUAACAUUAAAAAAAAUGGGUAAUAUGCAUACAGUCUAUGCUCCUUUGGCAAUACCUUUCAAGCCUACGUCCGAAUGGAGAAAAGAGGAAGAUUAUGACACUCUUCUUGUGUAUCUUCCUAGUUUCUACAUGACUGAGGCUACGACUAAUGAAGACUUGAACAUUGUUAAAGUUCGUGGAGAAGGUUGGCAUGACGGAAACGUUAGAGUGGUUAAUGAAGAUUAUAGAGUUCCUGAAAACUGUGAAAUGAGAGGUAUUUGUUAUUCUGGCGGAAUUCUAAAAAUUACAAUGUCUAGAAGAAAGAUGGUCGACACACCACAAAUUCCCCCUAAAACGGAUGAACAAGCUUUCAAAGCAACAAAGCAAGAAGAACCUUUAGUGGACAACGCUUUAACACUGCAACAAAUGCCAAUGACGUCUUCAUAUUCACCAAUCAAACAAGAACCAUUGAAAACCAGUACUCUAGAAGAAAAAGAAGUAUAUGGAGAAUCUGCAUUUGGAUCAAAUGUUCCUAAGAAAGACACGCAUAAUGUUGCUGAAAAACCAUGGUUGGAUGCAGGAGAGGGAAUGCACGCAUUACUUGAGAAUAUGAGCAAAAAUAACUUCAAGGAUGGAGGAUUAAUAUUGGGACAAAGAAAUGAUGGACGUGACGGUUUUCAGGGUGACAAAAUACUGGAGGAGAAUUAUGAAAAGGUACUGACGAAUGAAGAUAGGAAGCUGUUGCUGGUGAAUGUUGGUGUGGGUGUUCUUGUGAUUGUGGCACUUGGGGUUCAUUUGUCCUACACCACUGGUUUCAUUGGCAAAGGGAAGUAAGUAAGUAUACCCAAUGAAUCCAUGGCUUAAUUAAUUACAUGAUUUGGGUGUGUAACUGUGUAUAUAUGCAUGUGUUAAAUUUGGUAUUGUUUAAAUAGAUUUCCCUUGAACUAAUCAUGUACGUACUUUGUACUUAUUUGGGGGUGUAUUUCCUAUCGAUCAUAAGCAUAUAUACUUCGGGG
Molecule: messenger RNA, 1050 nt
Organism: Erigeron canadensis
Lineage: Eukaryota; Viridiplantae; Streptophyta; Magnoliopsida; Asterales; Asteraceae
Exons: 2
Coding region: 71-868 (265 amino acids)
Source: RefSeq, a predicted model, not a curated record